UUUCAGAGUUGUUUCAUGAUUGGUAAAACUAUUCAACAGCCCAGCAUGAAUCUGUCUAUUGCAAACAGCAGUAAAUCACAGUUUCAGCACUUUGAAUCCUCCUGCCCAUCGUCCUUCCCUGCAGUCUUCUUGCUCAUCACAGCUUAUGCUGUAGUGAUAUUGGUGGGGUUUUUUGGCAACCUGUGCCUGAUUAUCAUCAUCAGAAAACAGAAGGAAAGCCAAAACGUUACCAACAUUUUGAUUGCCAAUCUCUCCUUGUCCGAUAUCUUAAUUUGCAUCGUAUGCAUUCCUUUCAAUGCUUCGUACACUCUGAUGGACUAUUGGGUAUUUGGAGAUGCAAUGUGUAAAAUAACUAACUUUGUACAAAGUAUGUCUGUCACUGCCUCCACAUUCUCACUUAUACUAAUUGCUCUCGAGAGGUACCAGCUAAUAGUGAACCCACGUGGCUGGAAGCCCAACAUUUCCCAUGCCUACUGGGGAAUUGUCUUCAUUUGGGGGUUCUCUGUGAUAAUAUCAGUUCCCUUUUUUGUGUUCCUGCAAGUUAGUGAUGAACCCCUUGAAAGCCUUUCUUCUCACACUGAUGCCUAUAUGAACAAGGUUAUCUGCAUUGAAGUGUGGCCAUCAGUUGAAGAGCGACGGGUGUUUACCACGACCAUGUUGGUUUUCCAGUAUUUCUUCCCACUGGGGUUCAUUUUUGUCUGUUAUGCCAAGAUAUAUGUGUGUCUUCAAAAGAGGCAUGGCAAAGUAGAUAACAUAAGGGAGAAUGAGAGCAGGCUAAAUGAAAGCAAAAGGAUUAAUAUUAUGCUCUUUUCUAUUGUGGUGACCUUUGCAGCAUGCUGGUUACCUCUGAACAUCUUUAACAUUGUGUUUGACUGGAACCAUGAGGCACUGAUGUACUGCCACCAUAACGUGGUCUUCAUCUUGUGCCACUUGGUGGCCAUGCUGGCGACAUGCAUCAAUCCAGUGUUUUAUGGGUUUCUAAACAAGAAUUUCCAAAAGGAUUUGGUCGUUCUGCUUCACAACUUUAGGUGCUUUGCCUCUCGAGAGUUAUAUGAGAACAUAGCCCUUUCAACUCUGAACACCGAUGUGUCAAAGGGAUCCCUGAAAUUGAACAAUGUGCCUGCAAAUAUCUGA
Molecule: messenger RNA, 1134 nt
Organism: Euleptes europaea (tarantolino)
Lineage: Eukaryota; Metazoa; Chordata; Lepidosauria; Squamata; Sphaerodactylidae
Product: neuropeptide Y receptor type 6-like
Exons: 1
Coding region: 16-1134 (372 amino acids)
Biological process (GO): G protein-coupled receptor signaling pathway
Cellular component (GO): plasma membrane; neuron projection
Molecular function (GO): neuropeptide Y receptor activity; neuropeptide binding
Source: RefSeq, a predicted model, not a curated record